Toxoplasma gondii ME49 is the source of this 1746-nucleotide messenger RNA. RefSeq lists its product as hypothetical. The record is from RefSeq and is a predicted model, not a curated record. The transcript is spliced from 2 exons. Lineage: Eukaryota; Apicomplexa; Conoidasida; Eucoccidiorida; Sarcocystidae. Bases 214 to 990 code for a protein of 258 amino acids.
GCAUCACUAAAAAAACGUGUUUCACUGAACAGCUUGCGUUCUCAGUAUUCAGCUAGUGUAUUUGUUCAUCUCGAGCAAAGACGCGUGGAAACACACUGCAGCAGACGGCCGGCCCUGGGGCCCGUAGCCCAGCACGUUAAACGUAACGGUCGGUGACCUGGUCUCGUUUUGACAUCUGUGUUCUCUUCCUUGUUCCACGGGACAGAAGCGGGCAUGAUGUGUAGCUCUACUCCACGACAGCCGUACGGUCUCGCUUCAUUUUUCCCGUACGACCAUGAAGAGUGCCUUCCGACGGAGUCCCCUGGUGCGCCAACGGUUUACAUGCCGUCGCCGAUAUCAGGAAACGUGUUGCCUCCGAGGUCUCUCCCAGAGUCCCGCGACGCGACCAUUGAGAAGCCAUCUCCACAGGCCUUCUUGCCACUGUCGACUGACCCGAAAACGCCGCCGCCGAAAAGUGCAGCUGAGCCCCGCGUCCAGCGUCUCUCUCACCUUGUGUGCAUCUGUGGACUCGCUGCGGGUUCACUAACGAUUGCCACCGGAGUUGUCCGAAUUCUCAAAGCCUCACCAUCGCUGCAGUGGCCAACGGAGAACUUGCUCGACGACCUGAACGACGAGUUAUGGCGUCGAAAGCUGUUUCUUCUUAAUCCGGGAGACAUUUGUGAUUUGUGGGCACCUAUCAUUUUUGGCACUGUAUCUUUCCUCACACAUUUUCGCCUAUUUGAUAUGAAGGCAAUAACAUGUAAUUUCAGCCAUUACUCUUCUUGGAACUUGGCUCAAGCUCUAUACGCAAACUAUGGAUACUGCGGCGUGCUAGGACUGGCUGCAGGGGUUCUGUCUACUUGCACCAGUUUUCUGAGCUUAGUCUCGGCGAUACUCCACGUGGAUGGGCAGGCAAGCUUGGGGCUUGAAAUCGGCUUGCGGUCAGGGGCAAGGCCCCCCAGAAUACCGAACUCACAGCGCAGCCUUACGGCUAUUCAAGUAGAGCCAUAGACCCUAAACCACCUUUCUGGAAUUCUGGGAUUGAGGCGUGCUUGCCCUGGUUUCGCCAUGUCUAACGUAAUUGUCUCUUUUCGCCGACUAACACCUUCGGAAUGAACCCCUGCAGCUGCAUGAAUUGAGAUAACAACUAGGCACGGAGCACAACUCGCUCUUCAGCGGCUCCACUGGGCACACAACGACGAUACGAAAUAUCGUUGGAGAAACAAGCAGCUCGUGCAGCGACAGAAGUGAGAAUACAGUGGUAUGUUAUAACGAUGGUGCUUGGGCGCCUAACGUGAUGCGUUUUGCGAUAUGAAUGUCUGUUCCGGAAUUUCUGCAAAGGACAACGGCCUUAUUAGAGAUGGUUGCAGUGUUUAACCUUUUGUGGAAUGGGUAUAGAACAGUCGCUAGACCACUAGCAAAACAACAACAAACAACGCAGUUGUGCUCCAGUCACCAUGGAGGAAAGGGUGUUUCCUCAAAAGCCAAAGGGUGUGGACGCUUUCUCCAUAUGUAUGUUAGACACCGCCUUAAACAGGCCUAAAAGACGACAAGGCACAGCGGUGGAGAAACACAGCAUAACCAGGGACUCACCACCCAGACCUCUAGACCACGAGCACGUGCCACCUGAUCGAGCGCAUCUUUUUGACCUCGGGAACAAGACACAUGCGUAUGUCGCGACGGAAGCUGCCAUUCGACGAAAUACGGCAUGAACCCAACGGCCACACCCCCUGUUGCCGCAAUGACACUUUCCUGGUUCGCCGCGAG